Molecule: messenger RNA, 303 nt
Organism: Rangifer tarandus platyrhynchus (Svalbard reindeer)
Lineage: Eukaryota; Metazoa; Chordata; Mammalia; Artiodactyla; Cervidae
Source: the annotation of a GenBank genome assembly
AUGUCCCUGCAGGGGCAGUGUGCCUGCCACGUGUGGACCAAAUCUUGUUGGCACACAGUGAGCCAAAGACCCCAGAAACGUCCACACCAGCUGCAGCUGAGAUCCAAGCUGAGGCUGACAGUUAUCUGUGGUGCCCUCCAGAGGUGCAGUGGGAAUAACCCUCGGCCAGAAUGCACCGUCUUAGGCCGCCAUCCCUUUGCCCACUUGAGUGAAUCCUGCCCCGUCGCCGACCCUCCAUGUCUAAGUGCAGAGCUGGAUGAGCUGCGUGACGUUGACCCUGUGGCUGCAUCUCUUGGUGCUUAG